Paramuricea clavata is the source of this 777-nucleotide messenger RNA. The record is from the annotation of a GenBank genome assembly. NCBI's taxonomy places the organism in Eukaryota, Metazoa, Cnidaria, Anthozoa, Malacalcyonacea, Plexauridae.
AUGCCGUCUUGGCGCCAAAAGUGCACAAAGCCCGCGCUGGCUUCCAAGAUCAAGGUCACACUUACUAGGUCAGAUCAUAGGUGUUACGCGACAAAGGUCAUGGAACGUUACGCUAUGCUACAAGGUCAUGGAACAAACGCUAUGCUACAUGGAACAAAUGUGUUACGCGACAAAUGUCUAAAAAGUAUAUAUCUUAAACUUGUCAAAAAGCACGACAAACAGUUGUAUACUGUCUCUGAUGAUGGCUGGUUCAAUAUUUCACUUACUGGAAUCUACACUAAGAACGUAGCAUGCGAGGUUCAAAAAAUAUGCAAUGAACGCUGCUGUGGCUGUAAAGUAUACGAACAGGAUUGCCUAAUGAUGGAUGAACACGAAACUUGGGCAAUGCACGGGUUCAACGCUAUAGAACAAGCUAACAAAACGUCCUCCACAUGGAACGAAUUCAUGGCCGCUACCAAAAUUCUAAACGUAGAAAAUCAUAAAGAUUUCACACAGCACCUGAUGUGUUUGCAAGAAGAACCGGAUCAAAACUUUGUCUACACUUUACUACAAGUAUAUCGAGACAAUCAACCAUUACUACGUAUUCUACAGGAUUUAUGGAAUCCACAAACUGACCCCCUGGAAUCCUAUGCUCAAUGUCAUUUCAGCUCACCGCCAAGAUACACCUAUUAUGUCAAAGGGACAAAGGAAACGUUCAAAUCCCUCAAAACGGAUCAUAACAAAGCGUAUCAGAAACAUUUAGAAAAUAAACUAAGAGAACAACUCAAUAAAUUGUAA